AUUUUAUUUUAUUUUAUUUUAUUUUAUUUUAUUUUUUUAUUGUUUUAUUUCUAUUUCUAUUUAUAUUUAUAUCACUUUUUUUUUCUUAUAAAAAAAAAAUACAUGUAUAUGUGUAUAUAUUAAUACGGAAACACACAUAUAUAUUCAUACACUUGUAUCUAUCUAUUUAUCUAUAUAUCUAUACACACACACACACACACACACACACACACAUACACACAUACAGUAUGGGAGAAAUGUAUACUGAAAAUAAUCAACUCUAUUUAAGAAUACAACAAGAUCCUUUAUGGAGUCAUAGUAAUAGUGAUGGUGAAUCGCCUCUUACCUCUCCUUCUUCUACUGACCUUAUCAUAUUGGCAAGUACAAAAACAACACCUACUUUACAUUUUUAUGAAAAUGAUCAAACAACCACCAAAAUAAAAGUAGAUGAAAAACGUUUAUCGCGUUUAGAAGAAGUAGAUUUAUAUUCUACUAUGUAUCAUCAACAUUUAGUUGUACCAAAUGAAUCCAUUGUUUGUAUUAAACCUGAAAACAUCAUGCUUCAAGAUUACCCUUCAACAACAACAACAAAGAAUAAGAAAACGAUCAUCAUAGAAUCUGAUACUAAUCAAGACAAAAGAAUGUAUAGUAAAAAACGAAAGCAAUGUGAGUUAGAUAUGAAUUAUUCACUAUUAGAAGAAGGAUUAGAAGAAGAAGAAGAAGAAGAAGAAGGAAAGGAUAGAAUCAAAAUGUAUAAAAGCAACUGUUAUCAUCAAGAAAUAAUAGAAGAGGAAGGUUUUAAUAAGAAGAGGAAAAGUAAUAAUAAGAAAAGAACCAUCACGUCUUAUGAUAGUCAAACUUCAUUUUAUCUUAAAUCAGUCUUCUUUGAAGUUUAUAGUUGUCAAUCAAAAUUGACUAAACAACAACGGUUAGAAGUUCAAAGGAAAACAGGCUUACCACCACGUAAUAUUACUUAUUGGUUUUCUAAUCACAAAAGAAGAUUUCAAAAUACACUUAAAAUCUAUCGGAAAAUCGUGAAUGAAGCAAAUGGAAAAAUUAAAAAUUAUCAUGAUUUUAUUAAUUGGAGAAAAGAACAUGGUUUACCAGAACAAAUAUCUCAAGAAGAAGUGAAACAAUUAGAAGACAAUGAUGCAGAACAAAAAUAAUUAUUAAACUACUCUGUUUAUUUGAAUUAGCUUCUAAUAAUAAAAUAUGCUUAGAUCAGGAAGAAUCAUAAACUUGAUAAAUUUCUUUUUUAUUCUAGAAAUGUAUCUUUACUAAAUUGAUAUAACGAUUCACUAUGUACACAUAUUUAUAGUCUACAGCACUACUUGUAACAUCUUUAAAUUUAUAUGAUUCUAGAAGCAAAGACUUUAUAAUAAAUGAGUCAUUUUAAACAAA
Messenger RNA from Cokeromyces recurvatus, 1380 nucleotides. RefSeq lists its product as uncharacterized. Bases 228 to 1145 code for a protein of 305 amino acids. The record is from RefSeq and is a predicted model, not a curated record. The transcript has a single exon. Gene Ontology annotation, molecular function: DNA binding. Lineage: Eukaryota; Fungi; Mucoromycota; Mucoromycetes; Mucorales; Mucoraceae.